Fragaria vesca subsp. vesca is the source of this 1505-nucleotide messenger RNA. RefSeq names its product U-box domain-containing protein 13-like. Lineage: Eukaryota; Viridiplantae; Streptophyta; Magnoliopsida; Rosales; Rosaceae. Bases 3 to 1505 code for a protein of 500 amino acids. The record is from RefSeq and is a predicted model, not a curated record. Gene Ontology annotation, molecular function: protein binding. The transcript is spliced from 2 exons.
AGAUGGCCAAGUGUCACCGCAACGACGUCGGAUCCAUAGUCCUCGACCGUCCCACCACCACCACCUCCUCCGCCCACUCAUCCCGUCUCUGGUCUUCCUUCUCCGCCGCCUCAUUCCGCCGCUUAAUCUUCGACGCCGUCAGCUGCGGCGCCAGCUCCCGCUACCGCCACGACCCAACCGACGCCCCCGCUCCCUCUCCCGCCAGUCCUCCCGCCAGAUCAACCGUCAAGCAAGAAAAGGAGCAGCCAAAGAAGGCGAAGCCCAAGUCGGAGAAGCUCGCGGAUCUUCUGAACCUGGCGGCGGAAUGGUCGGAGGCCGAGAGCGACGCCGUGACCAAGAAGAAAGUGGAGGCGUUGGAGGAGCUGAAGCGCGUGGCGAGGGAGUUGCAGGUCGAAAACGACGCCGUGGAGAUGAGGAGAGCGGCGGCGAGCGACGUGAGACUGCUGGCCAAGGAAGAUUCCGAAGCCAGAGCCACGCUUGCUAUGCUCGGCGUCAUUCCGCCGCUCGUCGGAAUGAUCGACUCUGAUGACGUCGAUGCUCAGAUCGCAUCGCUCUAUGCUCUGCUCAAUCUCGGGAUCGGCAACGAUGUGAACAAAGCUGCUAUCCUCCAAGCAGGUGCUGUGCACAAAAUGCUGAAGCUAAUUGAAUCUCCAAACUCAUCCGUCACUGAAGCAAUAAUUGCAAACUUCCUUGGCUUGAGUGCUUUGGAUUCUAAUAAACCCAUUAUUGGAUCUUCUGGUGCCAUUCCUUUCUUGCUCAAAACCCUUAAGAAUUCGGACAACACAAUUAGCUGCCAAGCCAAGCAAGACGCUUUGAGAGCUCUCUACAAUCUUUCAAUCUUCCCGUCCAAUGUCGCGUAUAUACUGGAAACUGAUAUGAUCCCAUUUUUCUUUAAUGCAUUGGGAGACAUGGAAGUGAGUGAAAGAAUCCUUGCAAUUUUAAGCAACAUGGUAUCUACCCCAGAAGGCCGAAAAGCAAUUAGCAGUGUACGCGAUGCAUUCCCUGUAUUGGUUGAUGCAUUGAAUUGGAACGACUCCCCUGGGUGUCAAGAGAAGGCAACCUACAUUUUAAUGGUAAUGGCGCACAAGUCGUUUGGGGAUAGGCAAGCCAUGAUUGAGGCAGGAGUCGUAUCAGCAUUGCUCGAAUUAACGCUUUUGGGUAGUACAUUGGCGCAGAAGAGAGCUUCGAGGAUCUUGGAGUGUUUGAGAGUGGAUAAAGGAAAACAGAUAUCACAGAACUUUGGCGGGAGUGCAGCGGUUUCUGCUCCAAUUUAUGGUUCUUCAUCAUCUUCUACAAACCCUAAUCUAGGUUCCAAGGAGUGUUUGGAAGAGGAUGAGAGCAUGAUGAGUGAUGAGAGGAAAGCAGUAAAGCAAUUAGUACAACAGAGUCUGCAGAGCAACAUGAGGAGGAUUGUGAAGAGGGCCAAUUUGCCCCAAGACUUUGUUCCGUCGGAUCAUUUCAAGUCGCUCACCUUAAGUUCAACUUCAAAGAGCUUGCCGUUUUGA